This is a messenger RNA of Penicillium malachiteum, 396 nucleotides long. Its product is annotated as 60S ribosomal protein eL32. The transcript has 4 exons. Gene Ontology annotation, cellular component: ribosome; cytosolic large ribosomal subunit. Gene Ontology annotation, molecular function: structural constituent of ribosome. Bases 1 to 396 code for a protein of 131 amino acids. The record is from RefSeq and is a predicted model, not a curated record. Lineage: Eukaryota; Fungi; Ascomycota; Eurotiomycetes; Eurotiales; Aspergillaceae. Gene Ontology annotation, biological process: translation.
AUGGUCGCCGCAAAGAAGCACAUCCCUAUCGUCAAGAAGCGCACCAACCGCUUCACCCGUCACCAGUCUGACCGGUUUAUGCGUGUUGACCCUUCUUGGCGCAAGCCCAAGGGUAUUGACAAUGCCGUCCGCCGUCGCUUCAAGGGCCAGAUUGCCAUGCCCUCCAUCGGUUACGGUUCCAACAAGAAGACCCGUCACAUGAUGCCCUCCGGCCACAAGGCUUUCCUCGUCCACAACCCCAAGGACGUCGAGCUCCUCCUGAUGCACAACCGCACCUACGCUGCUGAGAUCGCCCACGCUGUCUCUUCCCGCAAGCGCGUUGAGAUCAUCGCCAAGGCCAAGGCUCUCGGUGUCAAGGUCACCAACGCCAAGGGCCGUGUUACCACUGAGGCUUAA